UUGUUUCAGGGUUUCCAUCAGGAUGGUCACACAGCGAUGACGCCUAGCAAGAAGAUGGAGUCCAAGGGUACACAGAUACACUUGCCGCUGAUGGGGCGAGGAAGCCGUGGUGAGAUCAGCGAAAAAGUGAUGUUCACUCAAGUUAAGACUCCGGAUCAGCUCAAUAAUGGACAGUUGUCAGCUGGCUCACAGAUGAAUCUUUGUAACGGUGGUGCGGGAGCAAUGACUGGUUUGGUUCCAAAAGUGCCUAACAGUGAAGGCGAUCAGAAGAAGCCUAUGGCUUCUCUGACGCAUCUACCGAAACGACCUCCAGUAGACAUAGAAUUCCUGGACCUGUCAUAUUCAGUCAGCGAAGGAAGAAAGAGAGGCUAUAAAGCACUCCUAAAAGGCAUCAAUGGGACCUUCCGUUCGAGCGAAUUGACAGCGAUCAUGGGACCUUCGGGGGCUGGCAAAAGUACGCUGAUGAACAUUCUAGCAGGAUAUAAGACUUCAAAUGUAAGUGGCUCAAUUCUUAUAAAUGGAAAGGAGAGAAACCUGCGACGUUUUAGGAAAUUGUCCUGUUAUAUAAUGCAGGACGACUGUCUCCUUCCGCAUCUCACAGUCAGAGAAGCUAUGUACGUCUCUGCGAAUCUGAAACUCGGUAAAGAUAUGACUAUAAAUGCUAAAAAGAUAGUCAUCGAUGAAAUAUUAGAGAUGUUGAGUCUCGUGGAAGCUGGUGAUACAAGAACUAUAAAUCUGUCCGGUGGUCAGAAGAAGCGAUUAUCUAUAGCAUUAGAAUUAGUGAAUAAUCCACCUGUGAUGUUUUUCGAUGAGCCUACAUCUGGACUGGACAGCUCUUCGUGUUUUCAAUGUAUAUCGUUAUUGAAGUCCUUGGCCAGAGGAGGCAGAACGAUUAUUUGCACCAUCCAUCAACCGUCCGCCAGGCUGUUCGAAAUGUUUGAUUACUUAUAUACGUUAGCUGAAGGCCAGUGUAUAUAUCAAGGGUCCGUCAGAGGUUUAGUGCCAUUUUUAUCGUCCAUGAGUCUACAUUGUCCCAGUUAUCACAACCCAGCUGAUUAUGUGAUGGAAGUAGCAACUGGCGAGCAUGGAGACUGGGUCCACAAACUGGUGAUGGCUGUUAACAAAGGAAACUGUGGCCGCGGACAGUCAUCGACGUCGUCUUCAUCAUCAUCAGUACCACAGAACUGUAAUUACAACAACCAGACGAAAAACAACGUCAAGAAAGAAGCCUUGGAGAUAGUUAUCGAUAAACCAACCUGCACUGUGAUAGAUAUGUCAGAGCCGACUCUGAAUACAGAGAAACAGAACGCCUUACCGAACUCAACCAACCUGGCUCCUGUCACUUGCACCACCUCACUCCUGGACUCCAGUGAAAGUUUCACUAAGAAACCUCAGAACACGGGCUUCCCUACGUCAGGGUGGAAGCAAUUUUGGAUCUUAUUGAAACGGACGUUCAGGAGUAUAUUACGAGAUCCCAUGCUGACUCAUUUAAGGCUAUGUUCGCAUACAGUCGUGGGUCUGUUGAUCGGGUUCUUGUAUUAUGAUAUCGGUCAAGACGCCGCGAAGGUGAUGAGUAACGCUGGAUGUAUAUUCUUCACUGUGAUGUUCACAAUGUUCACGGCUAUGAUGCCCACUAUUUUAACAUUCCCAACUGAGAUGAGUGUGUUUGUGAGGGAGCAUUUAAACUACUGGUACUCACUAAAAGCUUUCUACUUCGCUAAGACUAUAGCAGAUUUACCGUUUCAGAUCGUGUUCAGCGGCGUGUACGUGAUCAUAGUUUAUUUCAUGACGGGCCAGCCGAUGCAGACGGACCGCGUGUUAAUGUUCACGACCAUCAACAUCCUCACGGCGUUAGUUGCUCAAUCUCUUGGCUUAUUGAUCGGCGCCGCCAUGAAGAUUGAGACCGGAGUAUAUUUGGGUCCGGUCACGACUAUUCCAGUCGUACUAUUUUCCGGAUUCUUCGUCAACUUCAACGCGAUCCCCAGCUAUCUUCAAUGGCUGACGUACUUGAGUUACGUCAGAUACGGCUUCGAAGGUGCUAUGUUAUCGGUGUAUGGUUUCGGCAGAGAGAAGCUCCAUUGCUCUUUGCCGUAUUGUCACUAUAGAUCCCCGAGCCUAUUCCUUAAAGAGAUGACGAUGGACAAAGCUAACUUCUGGGUGGAUGUCGGCGCGUUGUGCGGUUUCUUUGUAUUUAUUAGAGUUAUCUCCUAUCUAGUGCUAAGGUUCAAGUUGAAGAUGAUGCAGUAG
Messenger RNA from Danaus chrysippus (African queen), 2247 nucleotides. NCBI's taxonomy places the organism in Eukaryota, Metazoa, Arthropoda, Insecta, Lepidoptera, Nymphalidae. The record is from the annotation of a GenBank genome assembly.